CUACUAAUAUGAUGCAUCCCAACCCCAAGGAAGCACUGCCACAGCGCCCGCUCCACCACAGCACACCAGCAGCACACCCAGGAAGACAUCGCGUUUUCAAAGCUGCUUCGUUUACUUGACAUCGCGCGACGACGGCAGCACGCGGAAUGGAGGGAUGGGCAUGGAGCUUUCCGGCCGGCGAGCAAGUGUUCUCCGAUCCUCUCGACAGCUGCUCAUCAUCGUCUGUUCUUCCCACCCAGACGGAAUUUGAGGUUUAUUCAGCAUGUGAGUAUUUGGAAACCCCGCAAUUAAUGGAAGAACCCCAAGAUGAGAGUCAUCUGCCUGAAUUGUUGGGAAAAACCAAUUCCCUUGCAGUUGCAUCCAGUCCUACUAGUGAUCAUGGAGUGACAAUACGAACAUGCACAUAUGUGCCGCCGGAGAUCCAGGUGAGGGAGAGCAGGAGCCCUAUGCUGUACACUGUGCUGCCAGAGGAGGAGGAGGCUUUUGUCACUAAUGUCCUUGGCCAUGAAAGAGGCGGCAAGGAGGAGGAUGAAGAGGAGGAGAGGAGAGAGGGAGAAGGAUCAACGUGCCCGCUGCCUUGUCCCCGGAGAAGGAGGUCCGCGCUCACCACCUCACCGAGGGAUGACGGGAGCCUCACCUCCUCCAUAGUAGAUCUACUAGAUCACAGACCAAAUAGAGGCAGUGGCGCGAGAGGACCAAGGAAGAGAGGAACAUGGAAGAGCGGAACAUGGUUUCAUAACCAUUUUUUGAACGCACCAUGUUUUGGGGGCUUGUGUUCUGCAAGUAAAGGCAAGAAACGUGGACUCAGACAAAACAACAAACACUGGACACCUGAAGAGGUGAAGUUAUUAGUGAAUGGUGUAUCUGAACUUGGGGUUGGCCACUGGACAGAGUUGAAGGAUCAAUGGUUUUCAGAUUCAGAUUCAGGUCCAGUUCGAACGGCGGUGCAUCUUAAGGAUAAGUGGAGAAACCUAGUGAAAUCCUACGUGUUCAAGCCUACCUCCAAAAAGAAGGGAAGAAUUUUGCAUCUUGAUAAGGAACUUAUUAACAAGAUCAAGAUCGUAGCAGCUAAGUACCCUUAUCCAAAAUGAAGGUGCACCAGGUUAAAAAAAAAAUGAAGCUGCACUUUUGCAUAAUACAAGAACUAUUGUUUAGGACUUCUCGUAUAGCAGUAACUCAGCAACAAGAGUUCUUCGUUUUUGAAUAUAGUACAGAAGAGCUUAGGUAAUGCGAUGUUGGUGUGUACAUAGUAGAUUGGACCAUAUGGAGGGAGCAGCUUGUAUCUCCUACAAAACUGCCUUGUAAAGUAUUAUUUUAUUAAUGUACUGGAGGGAGAUUCCUGCUCCACUUUUAUAGUCCAGUGUUAAGUUAACAUUCCAAGACAAGAAAUGGAUCCCCAUUUGUGUCAACAUGUUUUUAGCGGUGCCUACCUACACAUCCUAUGUAUGUUAGUCUUCUGUAUAAUGAACAACUGGCAAUCUAUUCCUACAUUACUUUCA
Messenger RNA from Lolium perenne, 1499 nucleotides. RefSeq lists its product as uncharacterized. The record is from RefSeq and is a predicted model, not a curated record. NCBI's taxonomy places the organism in Eukaryota, Viridiplantae, Streptophyta, Magnoliopsida, Poales, Poaceae.